Molecule: messenger RNA, 999 nt
Organism: Recurvomyces mirabilis
Lineage: Eukaryota; Fungi; Ascomycota; Dothideomycetes; Mycosphaerellales; Teratosphaeriaceae
Exons: 3
Coding region: 1-999 (332 amino acids)
Molecular function (GO): oxidoreductase activity, acting on NAD(P)H, quinone or similar compound as acceptor
Source: RefSeq, a predicted model, not a curated record
AUGCAUGUCAAUGGUGACUUGAACAAUACUACCGUGCUUCGCAAGACGGUCGACAUUGUUCCGGACCCAACCUACGCGAGACGGUCGCUUGCGAUACCGCGCAUUGAGGAUGAGGCGCAAGUGCGCGAAAAGUAUCGGCCUUUUCUGUGCCCUAAGGAUAUUACAGAAAAUGACUGGGUGGCACGUCUGGAACUCAGUACGGUGAUGAAGAUGGUCGAGAGUGAUAUGACUGCCACAGGAGGUGACCGCUUGCGAGUCCUGAUGCUCUUUGGCAGUAUGCGUAGCCGCUCGUAUUCACGUUUACUAGCAUUGGAAAGCGCUCGAAUACUUUUCCGCCUCGGCUGUGAUGUACGGGUCUACGAUCCGACUGGGCUGCCAGUCAAGGACGACGUAUCACAUGAUCACCAUAAGGUGCAAGAACUACGCGACCUGAGCAAAUGGAGCGACGGCCAUGUUUGGAUCUCGCCCGAGCAGCACGGUAAUGUUACUGCCGUGUUCAAGAACCAGAUAGACUGGAUUCCCUUGAGUACUGGAUCUGUCCGUCCUACACAAGGCCGGACACUGGCUAUUGCACAAGUAUCUGGCGGCUCACAAUCUUUCAAUACGGUCAAUACCCUGCGCAUCCUGGGACGAUGGAUGAGGAUGUUCACCAUUCCGAAUCAGUCUUCGAUCCCUAAAGCCUACGAGCAAUUCACAAACGCCAAACAUUCGGACGAGAGCGACUACAUUCAAGCCGAAGGCGGAAGUCGACUUAUGCCCUCUGGGAAUCGCGACAGGCUGGUGGAUUGUAUGGAGGAGUUUGUGAAGUAUACGAUCGUCAUGCGAUCACAUUUUGAUUUGUUCAGUGAUCGUUUCAGUGAGCGCACUGUACGGCAGGCGAAACUAGCUAAGGAGCAGCAGGUCAGAAAGCCGGAGGAGGAGACGGAGGCUUCAACAAACGGUACUAAGCGUACACAUGGCACGGAUAUGGUCAACGGCGUCCAUAUCAAAAGCUUGUGA